Cloeon dipterum is the source of this 855-nucleotide messenger RNA. RefSeq names its product tRNA (guanine-N(7)-)-methyltransferase. Gene Ontology annotation, molecular function: tRNA (guanine(46)-N7)-methyltransferase activity. The transcript has 7 exons. Lineage: Eukaryota; Metazoa; Arthropoda; Insecta; Ephemeroptera; Baetidae. Gene Ontology annotation, biological process: RNA (guanine-N7)-methylation; tRNA methylation. Gene Ontology annotation, cellular component: tRNA methyltransferase complex. The record is from RefSeq and is a predicted model, not a curated record. The coding region runs from base 73 to 798 and encodes 241 amino acids.
GCACCUCGCCCCCUAAACUAAACACAACACACGCUUUACGAUCACGUGGAGUGCUCAUCAUCGAAACUCAAAAUGGCAUCUAUCGAGCAGAACGUGCGUUACCCCCAAAAGAGGCACUACAGGCAAAGGGCACACUCCAAUCCGACUGCUGAUCACAAAGUGGACUAUCCUAUUCAUCCUGAUUUGAUGGACUGGAGCAAACUCUACCCCGAAUUUCCAAAUAAAAGAGUUGAAUUCGCUGACGUCGGCUGUGGCUACGGAGGACUGCUAGUUGCGUUAGGUGAGCUGUUCCCUGACGUUUUAAGCCUUGGCCUUGAAAUUAGAGUGAAAGUUUCCCAGUUCGUGAUAGAACGAAUCAAGGCCCUGAGGCUGCAGGAGCAGGGCAAACACCAAAAUGUUGCGUGCCUCAGGACGAACGCCAUGAAAUACCUGCCCAAUUUCUUCUACAGGGGACAGCUUAAGAAAAUGUUCUUCCUGUUUCCUGAUCCGCAUUUCAAAGAGUCAAAGCACGAAUGGCGAAUCAUCAGUCGGUCACUGCUCUCUGAAUACGCCUAUCUUCUUUGUGAAGGGGGUUUAGUGUACACUGUUACAGACGUGCCUGAUCUGAAUCAAUGGAUGGUCAAGUGUUUAGAUGAGCAUCCCAUGUUUGAACGCGUUUCCCAAGAAGAAUUGGACAAGGACCCCGUUGUGCCGAAACUGUGGGAUAGCUCCGAAGAGGGCCAGAAAGUGACUAGAAAUGAUGGACCAAAAUUGCUGGCGGUUUAUAGAAGAGUUGCAGAUCCAUUUGAUAGCAGCUGAAUCGUUUUGGGGCUUUUAUAUAAUUUAUUAAAAUUUUGUAAAAAACAAACAAUAAAA